This is a messenger RNA of Coregonus sp. 'balchen', 4273 nucleotides long. NCBI's taxonomy places the organism in Eukaryota, Metazoa, Chordata, Actinopteri, Salmoniformes, Salmonidae. The record is from the annotation of a GenBank genome assembly.
GUGCUGCUGUUGUCCAUGGCCAGUUCAGAGGAUCUGUACAGACGGUGCUGUAGGCUGUAUGAUCAGACAGAACCACAGGAGAGCGCUGUGCACCCUGCCUUUCUCAUCAAGGUGAGGACGGUUACGUUGUAACUGGGUACAACCCACUAUUCACCUCAACUAUAAUAAGCACUUCAUCUUUCUCUCCUCUCCCCCUUCUUUGUCAGUUACUGUUGGGGGACGUGGGGGGGAAGUUUCAGGUUCUGGGGGGUCCGUGGUGUCCUGACACAGACGGAGAUGGUCCCAGUCUGCUGAAGGACCCUCAGGCACUGCUGAGGACCGCCCUGCACUGCAUGCUGGACUGGACCUCAGCGCCUGCUCCCAGUGGUCAGUAUACACACACAUGUUCACGGUCAGUCACACACACACACCACACAAGCACAUGUUCAUGUUCAUGCUCACACACUGAGGAUGUUAAAUUAAUCUGGCCCAGGAAGGCAUGUUUUGCACUGGGUGAAAGAUGAUUGCGUUCUUUUUGGAACCGAGCUGCCUCCUGUUCAAAGCCCAAGGUGAAGUCGGCUCAAAACAAAAGCGACGUAAUUAAGCACGUUGAGUAUUGAGUAGGAUUCUGUGUUUUCACACGCAAAAGUGGUUGAUUUUGAUUUUUAAAAAAGCUUUAUCUGCAAUCCCAAUGAAAACUAGUUUGAAAAUUUAACAGUGGUGGAAAAAGUACCCAAUUGUCAUACUUGAGUAAAAGUAAAGAUACCUUAAUAGAAAAUCACUCAAGUUAAAGUGAAUGUCACCCAGUAAAAUACUACUUGAGUAAAAGUCUAAAAGUAUUUAGUUUUAAAUAUACUUAAGUAUCAAAAGUAAAUGUAAUCGCAAAAAUAUACUUCAGUAUCAAAAUUAAAAGUACAAUACAAAUCAUUUCAAAUUCCUUAUAUUAAGCAAAUUAUUACAGAUAGCCAGGGGCACACUCCAACACUCAGACAUAAUUUACAAACGAAGCAUUUGUGUUUAGUGAGUCCGCCAGAUCAGAGGCAGUAGGGAUGACCAGGGAGGUUCUCUUAAUAAGUAUGUGAAUUAGACCACAUUUUCCUGCCCUGCUAAGCAUUCAAAAUGUAACGAGUACUUUUGGGUGUCAGUGAAAAUGUAUGGAGUAAAAAGUUGUAGUAAAAAUUUCUUUUUUAGGAAUGUAGUGAAGUAAAAGUGAAAGUUGUCAAAAAUAGUAAAGUAAAGUACAGAUACCCAAAAAAACUACAUAAGUAGUACUUUAAAGUAUUUUUACUUAAGUACUUUACACCACUGAAAUUCAAACAGAUAUUUUAUGGAAAAGAGAUGCACCAUGCUGCCUUAUUGACAACAUGACAGAACAGUGCAGAUUUCUGUUUGAUUUGAGAAGGGCACUCCUCCCUCAGCGCUUUUGCCCGUUCAUGUCACGGGCCAUAGACCGGUGCCCCGCGGCUCAGUAUAAUCAAACUCUCUCAACUCUCACAGAUAUACACACACACAUACACAGGCAGUACAAAUGCCUGUUUUGUUUUCCCCUUUUCAACGCUAUGUGGUACUCCAUUUACAAACCAGUAACAGUGAAUUGGAAUCAACAACUCCCUCUCUCUCCAUCAGGUAUAAGAUGGCGGAGCUGAGUUAUGUGUGUGAGGGGAAGGUGGAAACAUUGGUGUUUCUGUUACCUGAUGUCUGGCGGAUCGUACCUACAGAGGAGGACUGGAACACAUUCAGAACUCAACAUCAGGAUAUGUGUGUGACCAUGGGUGUGUGUGAGUUCCAUCCAUAUUUUUAUUUAUUUUACCUUUCUUUAACUGGGCAAGUCUGUUAACAAUUCAUUCUUUUUACAAUGAUGGCCUACUCCGGCCAAACCCUUCCCUAACCCGGACGACACUGGGCCAAUGGUGAGCCGCUCAAUAGGACUCCCGAUCACGGCCGGUUGUGAUACAGCCCAGGAUCGAACCCGGGUCUGUAGUGACGCCUCUAGCACUGCGAUGCAGUGCCUAAGACCGCUGCGCAUCUUGCCACUCACCACUACAUAUCAUGUAGUAGCCAUAUCUCGCUGCUGUUCUAAAGCUUUUAGUAUGUCUGGUCUCUGUGUGUUUGUGUAUCAGGAGGAGGGGGCUCCUCUCCCUGCCAACCUGUGCCUGGUUACGAAGCCUAGUCCUGGGCUAGCCCUCUGCCCCGUCCCCCUCUCCUCUCUCCUGGAGUAGCACACCUCCACAACCAAGGAGGCCUUCGAGGUAAAGUACUCCCCUAGACCACACUGAUAUGUACUGUACUCAUCUGCUUUGGACUAAGUUAAUCAUCAUGAUACAAAAUAAAUUAUUAUACCCCCCAUCUCUCGCUUGCUCUGUCUCGGUCUGUGGACUUGCUGGCAGAUUUGUUUUGUGAGAUGCUGCAGAGAGACUUUGGUCUUCUGCUCUACCACCUAUGCGCGCGCACACACACACACACACACACACACACACACACACACACACACACACACCCAUGGUACAGACACACAUACACACACAAUAAACAUGAUACAUGUAUUGUUUUCUAAACCUGCUUUAGUCCUGCUCACUUUAUCCUCUAAUCUCUUUUUCAGAAGGAUGAGUGGAUAAAGAAAGACAAAAAGCAGAGAGGGAGGGAUGACAGGAGGAGGGAAAGAUUUCAGGAAAGAGAAGAGGGAGAGCAGCGGAGGAUAGGGAGGAGGAGACUGAUGACGAUGGAGAAGAGAAACAGAGGAAGAGAGAGAGAGAGCAAGAAAGAAGUGGGUAUGAAGAUGUUAAAAGACUGGUUUAGGUAAAGUUAUAUGCCAGAAACUGUGUGUACUAAAAUUGCGUUAUUUUGUUCUUAAUUCUUUUCAGAGAUGUUGGGAGCGGAGGGGAUAACGUGUGAGAAAUCAGACUGCCUCAUAAAGCGCAAUGUAAGACCCACAUACACUACGUCAACACUAGGGUCGCUCAAGAGAGCAAGCUACUAUACUUCCUGGUUUCUCAUCUCGCUCUCGCUCUCAUUUCCACUCUGUAGGUGCUGUCGUGCAGGGUGUUGUUGCCCUGUGUGUUCUUUGACCGACAGCUCACCGGCAGCGUCAGGCGAGCAGACCUUCACAACCUCUUACUGUCACUAGGGCUGUGGCUCACACCCACCAAAGUGCAGGAGUUGUUGAAUAAGGUGUGUGUGGAGGGACAAUGUCCAUACAGGAAGGUAGCCUCUCACUGGGAGGAGCCAAAACAGCCAGAACCUGACAUCAGCAUGGAAGGCUAUGCAUUCUCUUAUCUAAAAUUCCUAUGGCCAAGCCUUCUCUGUGUCUAUGUGUUAGGUGAUUGCCUCAAGGACGUUAAGUGGACAUUCCUACGGCCCUAGAUCUAUGAGAUCAGACGUGUUUACACAAUCAAUUUAAUUAAGGAGAAAUGGCCUCACUUUUACUGUCCUGCUGGGUGAUAACAUUGUGAAUGGGCCUUACUCGCACCAUUAUACACACACACGGAGGGAAAGAGAGUGGUGGUCAAUAAAGAUAAGGAUCUGUACUUUACUCUGUUUCUACAAGAUAAAUAUAGUUAUUGAAUAGAUAAUGACAUAAUGGACAAACAGAUACUGGGUACAUCUACCUUCUUUACAUGCCACAGUUUUAUGUAGCGUAUGUUUUUGUUUGAACCUUUACACAGACACAUUCAUACAAAGACAUUUAACAUACACACACACACACACACGUUAAGUCUCUCUCUCUGUGUGUUCAAGUAACCAUGGUCUGUUACGUGGAGCUCCAGUGAAGGAGAAGUUGUGUGGCCGGAGGUCUGGAAGGUCAAGGGGGGCAACAACAAGUGUGGGGGCUGAGGUGGUGUCCUACAUCCCCAGCCUGCUACAGGCCCUGGAGGCAGCAGACGAGACAACGCAAGCCCUGAGCCUACGCAUCGCAGCCAUACAGGACACACUGGGUAAUACACACACAUGUACCUCUCUCUCUUUUCGCUCUCUCUCUCUCUCUCACUCACACAUAUUAUGUUAGACUCUAAUUAUACAUCUUGUUAAUGUCAUAGACUUAGACUGGCUAACCUUCUUUUCUCUCUCUACCACCUCCCCCUCUUUACCUUUCUUCACCCUCCCUUGCUUAUUCUCUGUCUCAGUGGAGGCUGCAGCUGUCACUAAUAUGCUACUAUGGCUCAAAUUCGCUAGCCAGGAAGGUCUUAGUUGCAGACUGGAGAAGGCGGCGCUUCGACGCUCGUCCUAUAAGAAGCUGAAGGAGGACGCUGGUCACAUGAUCGCCCUCAUCCACAAGAUACAGAAAAUGGUGGAAAAG